UCCUCCGUGUCUCACGUGCACACUUGCAUGACUCAUUAUUGGAGUCUCUUUGCACAUCCGUAAACUCUGCAGCAUUUAGUGCAGUGGCGACUCUCAGCUGUGUUGAUCUCCUCUUCCUCAUAAUAAUGAUACCCCGGACGUAUGUCUGUAAACGGAACUGAGCUAUCAGCGGAGGAGUUCGAUGGAGUCAGCUGUCGUGUUUUAGGGAAAUUAAACCUCCAUAGCGGUCACAUCCAGAGGAAACUGAGUCAGAUCUUCAGAGACUGAAACGAGGAGGAAGUUUGAAAGAUGGACAACGAAGACAGUCCCAUCGCCAGGGUGGAAAGGACUCUCUGGACAGUCUGGAACUAUAUAACUGGGGCUGUGAACAGAUUCCUCAGGCCAGACCCUGCUGACAUCUCCAACAACGACCCAAACUCCAUCAAUGAACCUGAGGUUGACGGGGAGUCCGCUCACAUUGGUCACACAGAUAUUGAAAGCGGGGUUGAUGAGGAACAGUCUCUUCCCUCAGCCUCUCUGUUAAGCUCAUCCCGACCACUUGUUGCCUGGGAUCAUUGCACCACAAACAUCGACCUUAAGCCUGAUGAAGAAAGCGUGCGGUACAAAACCCAGUCCAGCAGAGGCAGCGAGAGUAAUGACUCUGAAGAAGGUCAGGGCACGAGAGAGGAACCAUUAGAACAAAAAGGAAAUGACAAUGCAAGGCUGCAGGGCACAAAAGAAGACGGACAAGAAAAAGACGAAGAUCAGAAAUUGCACACUCAUGGACAAGAUGAGAAGCCGGAGAAUAGAGAGGAUGAAGAUGAUGCAAUCACCCGGUCAUUAAGACAUACAGGUGAUGCAAUGAGUGAAGACAUGGCGCACAAUGAAAUAAAAACUGGUGAUGACCAAAAUAAGAAGGCUAUGACACCAGAGGAUCGACGAAAAAUGCAUGAGACCAUUCAAGAACAGGAAGAAGAGGAGCAUGGAGAUGAAGAUGUGCAGGUGGAAGACGGUGAGGUAAACUUGAUCACAGAUUUCAGUCUAGAUAAAAUGGACGUAGAGGAGGCUAAGCUACAGAGGAAUGAGGCAGAUAGAGAGGCGACGCCUGAGGAAGUAGAAAACAAAAAUGGUGCGUCACAGCUGGCCUCUGAAAAUGAGAACAAGUUUAAUGAGAGAGCAAAACAAGUCUGUGAAGAGUUCUCAGACGAUGACAAAGAUUUCAAGGAAGACCCAGGCUUCUUUUCACUUCAUGUUGAACCCCAAAGAAACCAAAAUAAAGAUGGCAUCCUGCCUGAGGAAGAGCUUAAUGUCGUGGAGCAAGAGCAUGCUAUGGCUGAUAGAAGGGAAAGUGAUAAAGCUGAGGAGGAGGAGGAGGAGGAGGUGGAGGAGGGGGAGGAGGUGUUGGAGGUGGAGGUGGAGGAGGAGGAGGUGGAGGAGGAGGUGUUGGAGGUGUUGGAGGAGCAGAAGAGCACAUUGGAUGAGGGGGAUGUCAAGGAAGAAAGUGUGAGUGAGGCUACAAACAACCAGACAAUAGAGGAAGCAUCGGAGGAGGAAGACAACAUCAAAACAGAUACGGAAGACCGCCAAGAAGCAGAUAUAUUAGCUGAAUGUGUUACAUGCAGCGAAGAAGAUGAGCAGAAUGAUAAAACAGAGCCACAAGCAGCUGAAUUCACAUAUGGAGAACAGGAGGAUGAGGCGAAGGAUACUGAAACCAAAACAAAAGAGACAGAAAGCCAUGUGGUCGAUGAAAACUCUGAUGUCACAACAACACACUUUUCAGUAGAGUUUGAUAAAGGUCAAGAAGAGGAGGAGAGGCUCUCCAGUGAAGUAGUCCACGAGGAAAGUUACAUGGAAAUAGCAUGUACAACCACCUCAGUUACGGUAAGACCUGAAGGCGAGACUGGAGAGGAAAUGAGCGGAGAGUGUAAGGAUAUUCCUCUGAGGAUAUGUGAAGGCCAGCUUGUUGUGUCGCAGGAGCUAAGCUCUCAGACACGUGAGGAAACACAAGAGGGAGUUCCUGACUUCAACAAUAAGCCAGAUGAAAACACAACACAAAGGUUCCUGGAAGAAGGGGAUUGCGAGGAAAUCCUUGGCAGCCAAUUACCAGAAGAGGUGGAGGGCAAAGAGUCAGAGAGCCUUCAAAACAGUGGCUCCAGCACCGGAGCUGACUAUUUACUGGAGAGGGAGCGAAGGGAAGAAGGAGAAGAAAGCACGAGAGACAUUGAGAACAGCUUUGACGACAGGCCAACAGAAGAUACGGAGAAACAACUUCUCGAAGCAGCGAUUCAAGAGUCAGGACAUUUCUUUGAAGAAGAGGAAAAGGAAUUACUGUUGGUCUCAAUGAAGUCGAGGAUCGUACACUCAGAAAAGGAGCUUGAGUCCCACAUCAGCUUAACAGACGAGAAGACAGAAGAGACACAAGAUGGGACUGAAGAUCUUUUGGUUGAAUUUGACUUAGAAAAAGGGUCAUUUGAUUACAAAUUAUCUGAUCAAGUAGGCAGUGAGGCGAGAGAAGCUGUCCCAGCGGAGGAAGUGGUCUGGUCCACUGAUGAAACUGUCCUCGAGUCUGAAAUAGAGACAAGCUUCUUCCAGGAAUCUGUAGAUGCCCGAAACUCGAAGCAAAACAAAAACAUGACUCCUAGUUUUUUAGAUAACGUGACUGACUUUGAAUUCUUAAAACAGCCAGAAGAUAUUGGGCAUAAAAUACUUGUAGAAAUGCACGAUGCAGGGAUAGAUGUGGAAGAAAUGGGUUAUGGAAUCGAACAAGAGGCCGAAGAAGAUGUAAUGCAGAACAAUAGUGAGUUGGAGAUUUUACAUCAGAAGGUAGAGGGGAUUGCAGAAUCUGAAUUGGAGGUGAGAAAUCAGCUAUCAGAUGAAGCACUUCAGAUAACAAAGGAGGAGAUGUUGACUCAAGAGGCCGGGGACUCAAAGACAGCUGAGUCUAAACCAAAAGAUAUGAGUGUGUUGUCAACAGAAGACAUGGCUGAGCAUGUGAGAGAAUCAGAAGGGAGUUAUGAUGAAGAAACAGUCUGCUCAACGAGUGGACGUCAGGAUGUGAUCGAUGAAGAAAUCCUUGAUUUGUGGAUACAAACGGCUUUGUCAAAGGACACGGAAGGCAUAAAACAACAAGACGAACCAGAGGCCAGACGUCAAAUUGAGCUUUCCAAUGAGGAACAAGAUGAAAUAUCAUCAGUUCAGACAGAGAAAGAUAAAGGGCAGCUUGUGGCGUCAAAUUUAAAGGAAUCUGAAUUAGUGAGUGACACAGAAACGUCUUCAUCAACAGUAGAGUCUGGAUUUUCAGACCAGUCUCUCAGUGAAGGGGGGGAAACUCAGCUGCUGAAAUCAACUAGUGCUGGGUCAUUUCAGGGCAUAUACGACAUGUUGGUUAAUCUGUCAGAAUCAGCAGACUUCGAUGAAUUGUCAACACAACAACUUGACUCCCAGGAUAUAUUGAUGGAGGAAACAGCUGAGACAGGGCGAUCAUAUCUGAAAGAAGAGAAAUCAAUCACUGAGACAGGAUUUCAGCCGGAUGCAGGAGUCCCGUCACCAGACGCUGGACAUCCAUAUCAGGAGUCCGAUAAAGCAAGAGAAAAAUCAGAUGAUGAUAGAGCUAUAUCAGGGGAGGCUGACACGGUAUCACAGACAGACAUUGAGGCUGAGGUAACUGACUGGAAAGACACAAAAGAGGCAGACCCUCUAUUCAAAGAGGAGAAACCAGAAAGUGAAGAUGAGCCUCUUCAGAGAUCUGUCUCUCCAGAUGAAAUUAAACAUAUCGAACCCGGACGAUCCCGAAGUGGCUCAGAGGCUUCUUCUUCAGGGGAGGACAUAGUGAUGACAGAAUCUGGCUCACAAGGCGACACUGAACCACCACUUCGAUGGUCAGAGGUUGAAGCUGAAUCAUUACCUGAGCCAAAUGAAGUGGAGGUGGGGAAAAUGCUGAUGGCAGAGUAUGAAGAUCUGUUGGAGGUGGACUCCGCUGCGCUUGACUUUACUGUGCAAAGGGCAAGAAUUUCUGUUAAAGAUCCUCGCGUAAGGCCGCCCAAAGACCCCCGCUCCCUCCUGCAGAUGCCCUCAGUUGAUCCCACACCGUCUCCACGUCUGCCAGCCAAAUUUCCUGCAGGUGUGCCUUUAGGGGGCAUGGGCAUGGGAAUAAAACUGCCUGGGUUUGGGGCAGGGUUUCCUGUUUUGAAAAAGACACAACGGGUGGAGAGGGAUGAAAAUAGCCCAGACACCGUCUCUCAGGAGCAGGAGGAGAAGAGUGACACUCCCAAACAAGAUGAGGCACAACAGAAACCUAAAUGGAUGCCACCAAGACAUCCGGGAUUCGGAAACCCACUGAUGUCCGAGCUGAAGACCAAACUGAAAAAAACCACGAAAGAAUGACAUGUGGAUGAAUUGUAAUGCUUUAUAUGAAUGUUUGGAUAUAAUAUACAAAUUGCUUUAUUUUGUAUGUAUUUAUGAAACUCAAUACAGUGAUGAAAUGUUCAUCACAUUCAUUAUGUGCCUUAUUUUUUGUAUGUUUUGUAAUAAAGCUUAUCUGAAAAAACAGUAUUUUUUUUC
Molecule: messenger RNA, 4539 nt
Organism: Notothenia coriiceps (black rockcod)
Lineage: Eukaryota; Metazoa; Chordata; Actinopteri; Perciformes; Nototheniidae
Product: nestin
Exons: 6
Coding region: 289-4362 (1357 amino acids)
Source: RefSeq, a predicted model, not a curated record